AUGGCGAGCCGGCAACAGUCGCAGCAGCUGCAGGUUCUGACCGCGCUGGAUGGCGCCAAGACGCAGUGGUACCACUUCACGGCGAUCGUCGUCGCCGGUAUGGGCUUCUUUACCGACGCCUACGAUCUCUUCUGCAUCUCCCUCGUCACCAAGCUGCUCGGCCGCAUCUACUACACCGACCCCUCCAGCCCCGACCCGGGCUCGCUGCCGCCCAACGUGGCUGCGGCCGUCAACGGAGUUGCGCUUUGCGGCACCCUUGCUGGUCAGCUCUUCUUCGGCUGGCUCGGUGAUAGGCUCGGCCGGAAGAGCGUCUACGGCAUGACGCUCGUGCUCAUGGUCGUCUGCUCCCUGGCCUCCGGGCUUUCGUUCGGACACACCCCGACCAGCGUUAUGGCCACGCUCUGCUUCUUCCGCUUCUGGCUCGGCUUCGGGAUCGGCGGCGACUACCCCUUGUCGGCGACUAUCAUGUCCGAGUACGCCAACAAGAAGACGCGCGGCGCCUUCAUCGCCGCCGUCUUCGCCAUGCAGGGCUUCGGCAUCCUCGCGGGCGGGAUCGUCACGCUUGUCCUCUCCACGGUGUUCCGCAAUGCGUUCCCAGCGCCGGCGUACCAGGUCAAUGCAGCCACCUCAACCGUGCCCCAGGCCGACUACGUGUGGCGCAUCAUCCUCAUGCUCGGCGCGCUGCCGGCGGUACUGACGUACUACUGGCGGACGAAGAUGCCCGAGACGGCGCGGUACACGGCGCUCGUGGCCGGGAACGCGAAGCAGGCUUCGCUGGAUAUGUCCAAGGUGCUUCAGUCGGAGAUCGAGGCGGAACCGGAAAAGCUCGAGGAGAUCAUCACCAGGGGCAAGGACUACGGCCUCUUCUCGUCGCUGUUCGCGAAGCGCCAUGGCCUCCACCUCGCCGGCACGGCGGCGGCGUGGUUCCUGGUCGAUGUAGCGUACUACAGCCAGAACCUGUUCCAGAAGGACAUCUUCAGCAGCAUCGGCUGGAUCCCCAAGGCGCGCGCCAUGGACGCGCUCGAGGAGGUGUUCCGCAUCUCCCGCGCGCAGACGCUCAUCGCGCUCUGCGGCACCGUGCCGGGCUACUGGUUCACGGUGUUCCUCAUCGACAGGAUCGGCCGCUUCACCAUCCAGCUCGUCGGCUUCGCGGGCAUGACGGCGUUCAUGCUCGGCCUCGCCGUCCCGUAUCACCACUGGACCACGCCGGGCAACCACGUCGGCUUCGUCGUCAUGUACGGGCUCACAUUCUUCUUCGCCAACUUCGGCCCGAACGCGACCACGUUCAUCGUGCCGGCCGAGAUCUUUCCAGCACGGCUCCGGUCCACGUGCCAUGGCAUCUCCGCGGCGGCGGGCAAGGCCGGCGCGAUCAUCGGCGCAUUUGGAUUCCUCUACGCCGCGCAGUCGCCUGACCCAGCGCACGUGGACGCCGGGUACAAGCCAGGGAUCGGCGUGCAGAAGGCCCUGUAUGUGCUCGCCGCGUGCAACCUGUUGGGGUUCUUGGUCACGUUCCUCGUGCCGGAGUCGAAGGGGAAGUCGCUCGAAGAGAUGUCUGGCGAGGCCCACGGCGAGGAAGCCAAUACCAAUACUAUCAACCCCUCGGCAGAUCAGAUGGUUUAA
Lolium rigidum is the source of this 1620-nucleotide messenger RNA. Its product is annotated as probable inorganic phosphate transporter 1-12. Gene Ontology annotation, cellular component: membrane. The record is from RefSeq and is a predicted model, not a curated record. Bases 1 to 1620 code for a protein of 539 amino acids. Gene Ontology annotation, molecular function: phosphate transmembrane transporter activity. Gene Ontology annotation, biological process: transmembrane transport; phosphate ion transport. NCBI's taxonomy places the organism in Eukaryota, Viridiplantae, Streptophyta, Magnoliopsida, Poales, Poaceae. The transcript has a single exon.